Mustela erminea (ermine) is the source of this 5903-nucleotide messenger RNA. It is a transcript of the gene GRK3, whose product is annotated as G protein-coupled receptor kinase 3. The transcript has 22 exons. Gene Ontology annotation, biological process: G protein-coupled receptor signaling pathway; protein phosphorylation; regulation of signal transduction. Gene Ontology annotation, molecular function: ATP binding; G protein-coupled receptor kinase activity; G protein-coupled receptor binding. Lineage: Eukaryota; Metazoa; Chordata; Mammalia; Carnivora; Mustelidae. Bases 265 to 2205 code for a protein of 646 amino acids. The record is from RefSeq and is a predicted model, not a curated record.
CGGACCUCGAGGCCGUGCUGGCCGAUGUCAGCUACCUGAUGGCGAUGGAGAAGAGCAAGGCGACCCCGGCCGCCCGCGCCAGCAAGAAGAUUGUGCUGCCAGAGCCCAGUGGCAGUAUAAAGCUAAUACAUCCAUGGUAUCCGAAAGGGAGAGCCCCAGACAGCACAUAUCAAAACAGAACAUCUUACCCAUUACCACUGGCAGUGAAAAUAUGCUACUAACUUCAUCCCUGAGAAGUGACAAUCAAAAAGUAUCCGGAGUGUGAUGCAGAAGUAUCUUCAGGAGAGAAAUGAAAUCACCUUUGACAAGAUUUUUAAUCAGAAGAUUGGUUUCUUGCUAUUUAAAGAUUUCUGUUUGAAUGAAAUUAAUGAAGCUGUGCCUCAGGUGAAGUUUUAUGAAGAGAUAAAAGAAUAUGAGAAGCUCGAAAAUGAGGAAGACCGCCUUUGCAGAAGCCGGCAAAUUUAUGACACCUACAUCAUGAAGGAGCUCCUGUCUUGCUCACACCCAUUCUCAAAGCAAGCCGUAGAGCAUGUUCAAAGUCACCUAUCCAAGAAGCAAGUGACAUCAACUCUUUUCCAGCCCUACAUAGAAGAAAUUUGUGAAAGUCUUCGAGGCAACAUUUUUCAAAAAUUUAUGGAAAGUGACAAGUUCACCCGAUUCUGUCAGUGGAAAAACGUAGAAUUAAAUAUCCAUUUGACCAUGAAUGAUUUCAGCGUGCACAGGAUCAUUGGACGAGGAGGAUUUGGUGAAGUGUAUGGUUGCAGGAAAGCAGACACUGGAAAAAUGUAUGCAAUGAAAUGCUUGGAUAAGAAGAGGAUCAAGAUGAAACAAGGAGAAACAUUAGCCUUAAAUGAGAGGAUUAUGUUGUCUCUUGUGAGCACAGGGGACUGUCCAUUCAUUGUCUGUAUGACCUAUGCCUUCCACACUCCAGAUAAGCUCUGCUUCAUCUUGGAUCUGAUGAACGGAGGCGAUUUGCACUACCACCUUUCACAACAUGGGGUGUUUUCAGAGAAGGAGAUGAGGUUUUAUGCCACGGAAAUCAUCCUGGGGCUGGAGCACAUGCACAGUCGGUUUGUGGUUUACAGAGAUCUGAAGCCUGCAAAUAUUCUCUUGGAUGAACACGGACAUGUCAGGAUAUCUGAUCUCGGUCUCGCCUGUGACUUUUCCAAAAAGAAGCCCCAUGCGAGUGUGGGCACCCAUGGGUACAUGGCUCCCGAGGUCCUGCAGAAGGGGACAGCGUAUGACAGCAGUGCCGACUGGUUCUCCCUGGGCUGCAUGCUUUUCAAGCUCCUGCGAGGGCACAGCCCUUUCAGACAACACAAAACCAAAGACAAGCAUGAGAUAGACCGAAUGACCCUCACCGUGAAUGUGGAGCUCCCGGAGGCCUUCUCCCCGGAACUGCGGUCCCUUCUAGAAGGCCUGCUCCAGAGAGACGCCAGUAAGCGGCUCGGCUGCCAUGGAGGCGGGGCACAGGAAGUGAAGGAGCACAUCUUUUUCAAAGGCAUCGAUUGGCAGCAAGUCUACUUACAAAAGUACCCUCCACCUUUGAUUCCCCCCCGGGGAGAAGUCAAUGCUGCCGACGCCUUUGACAUUGGCUCCUUUGAUGAAGAGGAUACCAAGGGCAUCAAGCUUCUUGAUUGCGACCAAGAUCUCUACAAGAACUUCCCCUUGGUGAUCUCCGAGCGCUGGCAGCAGGAAGUAGCAGAAACAGUUUAUGAAGCAGUAAAUGCAGACACGGAUAAAAUCGAGGCCAGAAAGAGAGCUAAAAAUAAGCAACUUGGACACGAAGAAGAUUACGCUCUAGGAAGGGACUGUAUCAUGCACGGGUACAUGCUGAAGCUGGGGAACCCGUUCCUGACUCAGUGGCAGCGUCGGUAUUUUUACCUCUUUCCCAACAGACUUGAGUGGAGAGGAGAGGGCGAGUCCCGGCAAAAUUUACUGACAAUGGAACAGAUUCUAUCUGUGGAAGAAACUCAGAUUAAAGACAAAAAGUGCAUUUUGUUGAGGAUAAAAGGAGGAAAGCAAUUUGUCUUGCAAUGUGAGAGCGACCCCGAGUUUGUGCAGUGGAAGAAGGAGCUGACGGAAACCUUCACGGAGGCUCAGCGGCUGCUGCGCCGUGCCCCCAAGUUCCUCAACAAGUCCCGGCCCGGCGUGGUGGAGCUCUCCAAGCCGCCUCUCUGCCACAGGAACAGCAAUGGACUCUGACGCCCUGGAUGGGAGGGCCCCGGGGAGAUGGGGCCUCGAGGAAGCCCACACUGGGGGCUUUCAGCCCUUGACGGGGAGCCUUUUGGAGAAGUCCGGGGGUCAGAGGUUUGGUCCGUUUGUCCCUGGGGCCCUUCCACAUCUGGCAGUACCCAGGUCGCCGAGGUGCUCCUUGGAGGAGCUGUGCCCAUGGUCGGGCCCGGCCGGCCUCCCACCCCUCCUGAGUUCCUCCUGCACAUGACUCUGUCCAUGCUCGAAACUACUGAAGAGACGAACGGAAGUUCUUUUCCUUUCUUGCACACCUGUUUGGGUAGACGUGAACCUCGAACUUGAAAUGUCUGUAUGUCUGAUAGCAAACAUAUCUUAGACUUGCCAAGACAGAGGGCAGCCCCGCUGCGGCAGGUGCCAGGUGACCCGAGGGCCGUCCUGUGUCUUCUGCUGGGCUCCUCCAUGUCCGCUCAUGCUUCUGGGCCCUGGGAGGUCAACGCACAUUUCCUCCGUGCGCUUCAGCACCAACCAGCCUCCUGAUGCCCCAUGUGGCGAGCUGAGGAUAGUUUCUGAGAAGGUUGCUCUCGGGCCCCUGCCCUGCUGCGGCCCCACCCAGGUCCCCGCCUGGGUCCCACAGGGAACAGAGAGAGCUUGCCUUCAGAGGACUUGGGGGUCGCUCGUUGCUGACAGCGUUCAACAGUGGAUGCUUGGAAGGCUUCAUAGGGACUCUGAAGGACAGGCGGGGGCGUUAAACUUUCAGGGCAACAGUGAUUUUCAGACAAAUCGCACUUUCACCUGUCUGGGCAUACACGGACACUUGGGGCUGAGUCUGUCUGGGGCUCCGACGAUAAGCAGUUACAGGACACAGUCAUCCUUGUUCCUGCCCCCGGAACACAUACCUGCAGCCAGCGUGUGAAGGAAGGAAAGAAUUGCUCUGUCUUACGUUGUAGUAUAAUUUAAAAUGCAUUUUAUUGACAAAGGAAUGCUGAAGAAUGAAUGUGCUGGAAUGAGUUAACUGUGUAUGAUGACUUCCGUCUCACCCUUUGCCUGUCAUUAGUGAGUGGUACUGGGCCGUGGGUGGGUAGUCCCACGGUUCUCCCACGACACAUCCGACAGCCUUUUCACGCCCCAAUAAAUGCUGGGCUAGAAGAACCAGUGUGUUUCCCAGUGAAGUCCUUUCUAUCACCAGACUGAAAAUAAUAACAGUGAUUUUUGAAGUCCCCAUAUCUGUCUUACUCUACGUGCAAUCCUGUUGUAUGUUCCUAAGUUAACUACUGACAGUACAGAUGACAGCAUCAUGACCUGCAUCCUGCCCUUGAUAUUUGUACCGCCUCCAGAUCUCCAUGCACUGUGGUUGUUGAGAAAAUGAGUACUUCUUAAUGAAAUUGUAUUUUGGGAGUUCGGAAGGUGAUUACCAAGAGUUUUUUAUUUCAUAGGGCUCCCUUUGGAAGGGAAAUUUGGAGGUCCACUCCCCAUCUGAGCUAUCAGUUGGGGUUUAAAUCAACACAUGUGUUCUACUCGGCUCUUUCUAGUAGAGGAGGACAGAGGCACUCUUUACGUGCCUUGCUCUGGUUUUAAAAGGGAAGAAUGGCGUUCACAUUGUUUUUUAGGUAGUCGUUCCUCAUAAAGGGUGAGUGCCUUGCAGCUAUGGUUAAUGACCACAGUCACUGCUGUCGCGGCCCCAUCCCGGGCGCCCAUCAUUCAGCACUUACAGGCUGGGAAUGGGUGUGCCCUGCACCUCUGCCAAACAGAGCCAACGCCCUCCUAUUGAGGAGGACACAGACUCCUUUGGGGUCUGGGCUUAGUCUUUCCCACUUACCACCUAGGGCAUUAGCCAUGCGAGCCUGCAGCUCUUUGAAAGACACCAUCUUUGCUCUGGAGAAGAACAGGUGGCUCAUCUGUCCUCGGAAAGGAAACAGGAAUUGGAAGUCUUGCCUCAAACCUAAAUUGGAAGCGCCAGGGUCUCGUCGGUGGGUCUGCUACCUGUGCUUGUCCCCGAAGCCGUCUGAUAGGGCCAGCGUCCCCGCUGCCACUCGGAAAACACUUCCGGACCCUUCUGUGCCAGCAACUUGUGCCUGCAAGGCUAGAGAAGGCCGCCACUCUGCAGAGCUAUUCUAGAACGUUCCAAGAGUGUGACCUCAUUCCUCGAUGGCUGACCCUUCAACAUGCAGACCACGAGGAAGGACAAGAUGCAGCAUACAUUUUCUCACUUGAAGAAGAUAAAGUUGACGUUAUUUUUAUAAAGUUAUAAUGUCUUGACUUCAUGAAUUAAGGGAAUUAAUCAAGCAAAGUCUAAAAGAUGACUUUAAGCUGCUCUACAAAGUAUAUGGAAGAAGCUAAAAACUUCAGUGAAUCCAAGUUUAUUUUUCCAGGCGAGAAUAUUCUCUCCGGUGCAUUUGCCCCUUCACGGCACUGGGAGGCAUGCUUUUUCCCUUCUGCAUCGUGUUUAAGGAUGAUUUUUCAGCAAAACUUCUAGAAAUUAGCCUUUUCACUGCUAAAGCAAAUCUUUUCGCUACUCAUGCCUCUGAUUGGCCAAUCCACGGAUGUGACAGUUUCAAAAUUUGUGUGGAACAGGAGGGACCAGAUGUGGAGGAAAGCAGGCCUCCCGCUCAGGAAAGUCCACGCCAGCAGCACACAGCCAUCCGUUUGGAGCAAGACCUAGCUUGACAUGUGAUUUGAAAUGCGUCCUGUGGACACCAGAAACUAUUGUUUUAAGGCCCUCAUGGGCCCUUACAGGAUAUCCUUUACCCAUUCACAGGGAGCUUUAACUCCACGAAAAAGAUCAAAGUGUGAUCUUUCUCUGAUGAUUUGAAAAAUGUCACUCGGAAUUUGUAGUCGGGGCGGUUGGACACAGCAUUUGACUUUUCGAUGGAGUUGAUUUUUCACAUCAAGAGAAAGCCAGAUUCUCAAAGUCAAGCCCUUGUUCACUUGCUGUAAAUCUAUGAAAGGUACUUUGAAAUGUGCUGGGGUAGGAGAAGACCGAUUCCGUAGGACUUAGUCAUAUGUGAUUUUUUUUUUUUUUCUUAGUAAUUUUGUUCAGAGAAGUGUUUCUGGGUCAUUUGGAGACGCCUAAUGAAUUAUCUCCACACCCCCGAGGACUGGUGAUGUUUGUGCCCGGAGAGGAGGUGGGCUUCACGGGAGCAUGGGAUAGGUGGUGGCUGGGGGAGCCAUGGGCAGGUGGAGUGGGUGUCUCCCAGACAAGAACAAUGGUAGAAAUGGGGCAAGGAAGGCCGUAACUUGCAGGUAAAAAAAAAAAAAAAGUCACUCCCUUUACAUGAAGCACCAAAGAAAUGACUGACUAAAGUUGGCUGAUUCCUUCCCUCUUUACAGAGGGAGUUGAAUAGUAAUGAUUGUGAGAUAUGGUCGCUUUAUUUUCGAUUAUGGAGCCACUGGAAUUACGAAUAGCCCAUCAACUUCCCGUCAGGGCCCUGCGUGCCCUCCAGCACCCUCCAGGAAGGCACCUGGCACCCAGAGCUACCGUACCCCUCACCCCAUCUUUGCGCACCUUGCAACCAUCGGCAGGUCCAGGCAUGGGGGCUGGGUGGCCCCCCCUCGGGGCCCUGUGGCCAGCUACAGACCUUCGUCACUCGUCCACUGGGGCCACAAUAAGAUUUUCCAGACCAGUGACUCCCGGCUUGCUGUUUAAGCCAUGCCCACUUCCAGAGGGAGCUUUAAUAGUUGAAGUGUUUGGAAAACAUUUUUCCCUGGAGACC